AUGUCCACCAACGCCACAGCUGACGAAGUAGCAAGCAUCAUCGCUGAGUAUGCGGCAGAGGCGACCGCAAACUACUGUGGGAUCGUAGGAAUUGUUCUUAUUAUCUAUGACUACACGAUUACCUUCGGUCGGGAGGUAGACUUGUUCUGGACGAAACGGUUCUCAGGAGCAACAGUGCUUUUCAUCGCGAACAAGUACAUUUCGCUCAUCAACCAUCUCUUCGAUCUAUCGCUGUUUCUUCCGAUUAGAGUAUCCGAUCGAGUGAACGUACGUGUGGAUACAUGUCAAGUGGCUUCCACACUCCAUUCACUCUCAAUAUUCAGCUGCGACCUACAUGCGAAGUUGUUCUCUUCUGUUGACUAUCUGCAAUACGUACCUUGGGCAGCUUUCUCCGGGCUUCGUGCCUUCGCGCUCUGUAAAAUCUGGAUAUUGUCCAUCUCCAUAGCCCUUCUGUCCCUCGUCCCUCUUGGCGUAAACUUCAGUGUCAAGAUAUACGGAGUUAACGACCCCGAUGCGGGAACGUGCGUUAUGGGCGAAGACCUCUCCUCGGCAGAUGCAAUGAAGAUCCUCUUGGUGCUGAACGUGCUGCACCUUGCCUUCACUCUCACAUCGGUGAGCGCUAACACCAGUGAAAUCACAUAUUUCACCGAACCACUGACUGCAGUCUUGGUAUCUCACUUCCUCCUCGAUCUCCAAGCCACGACCCGGAGCGCCGUGCGCAUCCACGGCUCGAACCUCUCACCAGAUGAGCCCACGCUCGACACCCGCUCCGUCUACUUCGCGCAGGUGGUGGGCACCCUCGGAUCGACCCUCGACGGUCCCCUGCCACUCUCUCCAGAGUCCUCCGCGAACACGGACUCAACGACGGAGCUUCGCACCUUCUCCGACAAUUCGGACGACACGGAGGCCCAGGGUGGGCGAAGCGCUGUGGCUGCUCCUGGCUGUGCGUGA
This is a messenger RNA of Epithele typhae, 951 nucleotides long. RefSeq lists its product as uncharacterized. The transcript is spliced from 9 exons. Bases 1 to 951 code for a protein of 316 amino acids. Lineage: Eukaryota; Fungi; Basidiomycota; Agaricomycetes; Polyporales; Epitheliaceae. The record is from RefSeq and is a predicted model, not a curated record.